AUGCCGCCUAAAGGCUCUCGCAAGGCUGUGGUGGACCCGCUGGUUGCUGACACCAAUACUCCGACGGAUCCUGCAUUGUCAACCGCAGAAGGGAAGAAUGAAGAGUCAGUGAUCACGGCAGCUCAAGUUGUUGACAACGCUGCUGGCUCAUCUGGACUCUCAGUGGAAGAGAAGUGUGACACUACUGUGGAUCUGGACGAUGCUGUUGAAAAGUUGAUGGACGACUCCGACGAUGAACUGGAUGUUGACUUCAAGGCUGAUGAGCUUUGCAGGCUGCGGUACACGGCGAUUCUGCUUGUCCCCUUCCUCCUUCACCAUGAACUUGCCUCGGUUGUUUCUACUGUCCGGCUGCUGAUGAGGCGGGUGUGGUCUUCAGUCGUGUCUGCUGAUGUCGCUAACACCUCGAAAUUCCAGAUCCUGCACCCGGCAUACGUUGCUAAGACACGCUUCUGCAUGCUACAGAUCUCAUUCCUGUUGGAGGGGGACGCUCUCAAUGUAAGGCAGCAAGAUGUGGAUUAUCAGCGCGUGAACGGAAAGCUGGUCAGGCUGUACUGGCUUCGUGCGGACGACCCGUCCUUUGUCCGUGAACGCGCCUCCAACCCGCUGGCUACGGAAGUCGUUUUCAGGCAUGUCUCGGCUUCUGUCUCUCCUGAAACGCUACAAUGGCUGCUGGCUCACUACAAGCUCAAGAUCAACCAGAAGCUGAUCUACAAGGAAGGCCUCUCUGCCUCCCUGCGUGUGAACCCGCUUAGACUGCCGAUCGUGCUGGAUCCUGCAGUUGCUCUCAUCUCCACCGGCAACCUGCGGGAGGAAUGGUUGUGCACUCAGACGGGCUACAGGAAGGCGCACGGAACGUUCCUCAUGGAUGAUGCUGCUCACAUCAAGCAGGCAAACCAUCUGCAGCAUCUCGAGACGCUCGGCACUGCCACCAAGCCCACCCUCGAGAAAGCAAGUCUCAGCGCGAUCAGGAAGGACUACGGGAUUUAG
Molecule: messenger RNA, 987 nt
Organism: Closterium sp. NIES-65
Lineage: Eukaryota; Viridiplantae; Streptophyta; Zygnematophyceae; Desmidiales; Closteriaceae
Source: the annotation of a GenBank genome assembly